AUGACAUCUAAAUCGAAAAAACUUCUGAAAGUCAUUGAUGGGCUUCGUGCUUGGAAUUUAGCUGCUACUAUAUCAGGCAGCAACCAGAAGUCAGGAAUUGAUAUCAAAGAAGUUUUAAAAAGCGAUCAUUUUCAACUAGGCACUAUUGUUAAGCACGGAUUCCCAUACCAGCCUUUGUGCAUGGGAUUUGACCCAGUCCAAAGGAUUUUGGCUGUUGGGACUAUGAAUGGGUGCAUUAAGUUCACCAAAUUAGUUCACUUAAUGACGCGUGAAGAUAACACGACUUCUUUGUUGCCCACCAUUUACACAUAUUUUUUAAUUUAA
Echinococcus granulosus is the source of this 324-nucleotide messenger RNA. Its product is annotated as Syntaxin-binding protein 5-like protein. Gene Ontology annotation, biological process: regulation of protein secretion; regulation of exocytosis. NCBI's taxonomy places the organism in Eukaryota, Metazoa, Platyhelminthes, Cestoda, Cyclophyllidea, Taeniidae. Gene Ontology annotation, cellular component: plasma membrane; cytoplasm; SNARE complex. The transcript is spliced from 3 exons. The coding region runs from base 1 to 324 and encodes 107 amino acids. The record is from RefSeq and is a predicted model, not a curated record. Gene Ontology annotation, molecular function: syntaxin binding; GTPase activator activity; myosin II binding.